AUGGCUUCUCACCACAACAACAACAUCACCUUCGGUCUUGAAUAUGAGCUGAAGCUUCGUAUUACGACCAGUCAACUUCAAGAAGAGCUUCAAAGCGAUCCCGCCACCAAGAACGUCCAAAUCGUCACAGACCCAGGCCAGGUCAGACUAACGAAAGUCGGACCACAAUAUCUCCAAAACAACUAUUUCAACUUCGCUAUUCGCGACGAUAAUCACCAACCUCAGAGAACAACUCUGGUCAACAAAGUCACUCGAGAGCAAUGCGACUUCCGGGGUUACUCUACAGAGGUCUUGAGAGUCGUUCAAAAACGUCUCCAAGCCAUCUCUGGCUACGAAUCAACAGCUAUAUAUCAAGGUCAAGGAAAGCAGGCCGACUUCUCAUCUGCUCCUCUUUAUUUGACCCAUGAUGCCAGUCUCAACGGCCUCAAUAACGCUGCCAAGAUUGCCACAGCUUUGUGCGCUCCAGAUCAGGCAGAUACCACAGACUUUGUUGGAACAGAGAUCGUGACUGCCCCUCGCGACUCACCCCAAGAAGCCUGUGAUGAAGCCAACAAGAUCUCGGCAGCUCUUCGUAGCGACAGCCUGGACUAUCACAUUGAUGAUGAAUGUGCCAUGCACAUCCACGUCGGCAAACAAGACGGCACUCGCUUCGACAUCAAGACACUACAACACCUCGCUUAUCUCGUACUGAUCUACGAACAUGAAUUUGCUCGCAUGACUGUACCCCGCAAGCGCGGAGGUGAUUUCGAGACCAGAUCAAACCGUCUCGAUUUCGCCACCGAGUGCCCGUCGCCAGAAGUCCAUCACGCAUAUUUGUGCGACCAGGAGGGCAACGUUUCCGAAGGAUCUGUGGAAGCGGUCUGGAAUUACCAGUCGCUUGCAGAGAUUCGCAAGGCCCUCUUGCAANAGGUGGAUUUGGCAGAGGAUCCACACGAGGCUUUUGUCAAGCUCAUGGGCGACAAAGGCCACAUUGUCAACUUUUCGUACAGCGCUCGAGACGUCCGCAACAAUGAACCAGCAGCCACAGUCGAAUUCAGACAACAUCACGGCACUCUCGACGGCGAAGACGUCCUUCAUUGGUCUCGUCACUGUACAGCCCUCGUCGCCUUGGCUCAGAAAUAUGCCGACAACAAUGCCCAAUACCCAAUCACCUCCUGGGAAGACAACAUUGACAUUGAACAACUAUGGAGGGAGAUGAAGCUGCCCGAAUCAACCAAGCAGUUUUAUCGCAAUCGUAUGCUGGAGUUUGAUGAGCGUUGGCCCGACGUCCAUCAGACUCCUCUUUGCGAACCCGAUAUGGUCUUUGAUGACGAUUUCUCUUUUUCCGACGAAGAGUCUGAAGGCUCUGCACCCAGCAUGGCAGAAGACGAUGUGGAGGAGGAGGAGUGUUAG
This is a messenger RNA of Aureobasidium uvarum, 1392 nucleotides long. NCBI's taxonomy places the organism in Eukaryota, Fungi, Ascomycota, Dothideomycetes, Dothideales, Saccotheciaceae. The record is from the annotation of a GenBank genome assembly.